UUAUGGAGUGAACGUCAAUUGGGAGGAGGUGGGCCGGGGGGAGGUAGUAAAUGCACUGACAGCUCAGAUGGUGGUUAGAGGUUCGUAGAUAAUGAGCGGGAAUUGAAUUUGACGUCCAAAAAUGGCGGAGGGAAAGGACCACAUACACAUUCUCUCUCUGGUCGUAUGUUAUUGAGAGGCGGUGGUGGCUGGGGGCUGACCUGGACUCUGUUUACUUACGUGCUUGUCCCGUUGCAGAAAGCCAAGGCUUGCUGAAGAUGACCAGGAAACCUCCGAGCCGGCGCGGAAUUACGUUCGAGGUGGGAGCUCGUCUUGAGGCCAGAGACAGACUAAAAAAAUGGUACACAGCACACAUUGAGAAGAUCGAUUACGAGGAGGGAAAGGUGCUGAUCCACUUCAAGCGCUGGAACCAUCGUUACGACGAGUGGUUCAACUGGGACAGUGUUUACCUGAGGCCCCUGGAGAGGCCUCUGCUACGUCGCGAGGGGGUGAAGCUGGACGAAGUGACCGUGGAGUUCCGCGUGGGGGAGCAGGUGUUGGCCUGCUGGUCAGACUGUCGCUUCUACCCGGCCAGAGUCGCCUCUGUCAACAAGGAUGCGACCUACACGGUGGAGUUCUACGACGGAGUCGUUCAAACCGUGAAGAAAAUCCACGUCAAACAGGUUCCCAAAUACUCAAGAGAUCAGGGAUCGGCCUGGAGACGGAAUAAGGAGAACGGGACGGGGAGCGGGAAGAGGAAAGAGAAGAGCAGAGACCGGGCGCCUCCGUGCCUGAGUCCCGACCGGAGCAGGGAGCAGAGGAAGGAAGAGGAGACGGUGGCGGGAGGGGGGGAAGAGGAGGAGACGGGGAAGGGUUCUCCCCCGGCCCAGGCCAGCAGCGAAUCACAACAGAGCUCAGAGCAAAGCUCCCCGCUGUCCAGCGAUGGCAGCAAAACCGAAGAGAAGAGGAAGCGAGGGAGACCCCCAUCUGUGGGGCUCGCGGGUCAGAAGCUGGCGGGGAACCCAGGGCAGGAGCAGACCCGGCGACGCUCUCUCCGCCUUGCGUCUGGUGACAGCAACUCGUCUGCUGGAGCGCAGAGUGACGGAGCCUCGGGCCGCACACAGGACCGGGAGAGGCGGAGGAAGGUGAUGUGCUCUUCAACAAACCUGGCGCAAGACAGACACAGACAGACACGCACACAGACAGAUGGACACACAGACAUUACAGCAGUGACUGCGGACCCUCAGCCGGCCCGGGCAGAGCAGCCCGGCUCCAAUCACCCCCAGCCCCCCGUGCCCAACGUGACCCCCAGCGAGACCUCCAAACCCCAGAUUGCGGGCAGCCCCAGGCCACGGACCGAGGACGAAACAGCAACCGCCAACUCCUCCAAGCCCAGCUCAGACCCCAAGCCGCCUACCAGAGAACCAGCUCCUGUUGUGAAGCGUGUGCCUCGAUCCCAGAACCCAAACAGAUACAGUAGGGAACCCUUGACCAAUUCCGUCAAGACCCCUGAAGACCACCUGCCCCCCAAAGCCCUGAUCAUCGAGCUGGACCACAACAAGUUCAAGUGCAAGAUUCCAGAAUGUUCCAAGGCUUUCCGCAAAGCCAAGAUGCUGCACUACCACAUGAAGUACUACCACGGGAUGGAGAAGGUGGAGACGGAGCCCACCUCUCCCAAGAGGAGCAUGCUGACACGGGGGGCUUGCAGCUCAGAGCACGACUCCCCCCUCGACAGCCCCAAGCGACCACGCACCACCUCGGUCUCUCUGCAUGGGAAUCAGACGGUGAGUCACCUGAGCUCGGACGGGAACGCUGGAAAACUCAACGAGAAGAGACGGACAUCGGCGCCUUCCUCGGUGGGCAUGUCGGGCUCCCAGCGGCCGUCUCUCCGAGAGAAGAGCAAAGACAACCAGAUGGACAGAUCCCAUCGGAGGCAGCAGGACAGGGAGAGGAGCUACUCCGAGACCGGAAUAAAAGAGCGGAACAAGGAGAGAAAGUUCAAGGAUUUCCUGAAAGUCAAACUCAAGAAAAAGAAGAAAAAGAAAAAGAAAUCAAAGUCGGAAUUCUCUGGAAGCGAGGAGAAUAUCGAUGUCUCCAGGGACGUCUUCCCAGCCAGAAGAGCCACCUUCCCCUCUACUCGCUCUGCCUCGUCCUCCUCCUCUUACAAGUUACCCUUCUCGCACAAGUACACCUGCCUGCGCAGCUCUGACUCAGGAUUCUACAGGGAAGGGCUGAAGGUGGACGAUGAGGACCCCUCGAGCGACUCAUCUACGGACAGCCUGAUGUGGAGUGAGGACGAGUACAGCCAGGACGUGGAUGUGACCACAAACCCUGACGAGACGGGCGACGGGGACGAGAGCCAGCUUGAGAUUGUGCGCUGCGUCUGCGAGGUGGAGGAGGAGAACGAGUUCAUGAUUCAGUGUGAGGAGUGUCUGUGCUGGCAGCACGGUGUGUGUAUGGGGUUACUGGAGGACAGCGUACCUGACAUAUACACCUGUUACAUCUGCCGUGACCCCCCAGGCCAACGCCUGAGCUCCAGGUAUUGUUACGACAAGGAAUGGCUGAACAGCGGCCAGAUGCACGGGCUGAGCUUCCUGAAGGAGAAUUACUCUCAGCAAAACAGCGGGAAGAUCGUGUCCACACAUCAGCUGCUCGGGGACAUCCACAGGGUCAUCGAGCUACUACACGGGCUGCAACUCAAGAUGUACAUCCUGCAGAACAAGGACCAGCCGGACCUGAGGCUGUGGUGUAAGCCCUGGCGAGUGUCGGCCGUCGCCAUGGAGAAGCUGCGGGAUAGACCGAGCGAGGACGGCAGCAACAACAGCAGCAGCAGCAGUGUGGCCUUGUGCCCGUCUGGUGGCCCAAACCCACCGGCGAGGAGCACCAAUGGCACCGCGGACAGGCCUGGCAGGGUCCGUCCACCCACCGAGGAGUCCUACAUCACCAGCGAGCACUGCUACCAGAAGCCUCGGGCCUAUUACCCGGCAGCUGAGCAGCGGCUGGUGGUGGAGACCAGGAACUCGGCCUUGGAUGAGAGGAUCGGGCGGCUCAGGGAGAACGGGGACGAGGCCUUGGCUGAGAGGUUCGGCCGGAACAUCGACGAGGACUCGGGCCGGAUAGAGCAGAGCUGUUACCGUGAGCAGGCGGCCCGCUGCAAGGCUCGUAGCUGCAGUACUGACUCAGCUCCCGACAUGCCACGGGAGAGGGAAAGCUGCCGGCAGAAGGAGGAGGGGGAGGGGAGCACCAACGACCCCCAGCUCCAAUGGCAAGUCAACCUCCUGACACACAUUGCCUCCAUGCAGGACGAGGUCUCCCAGCGCAUGGACUUCAUCGAGCGAGAGUUAGAUGUGUUGGAGAGUUGGCUCGAUUACUCCGGGGAACUGGAGCCUCCGGAUCCGUUGGCCCGUUUGCCUCAACUCAAGCAUCGGAUGAAACAGCUGCUGGCGGACCUGGGAAAAGUGCAGCAGAUCGCAUCCUGCUGUGCCGUGUGAGCUGAGCUGAGCUUCUCUCGUAGACUCUGUAGAGAACGCUGGGGGCUGUGUUCCCCCCCCGGCCUGGGCACCCCCCACUCCUCCACCUGGCGAGAGGGAGGGGUGCGAUGGCGACGCUUGGCCUUAGCGGACUGUGGGCUGUGGCCUGGACUUCGUUCAUAUCUUACUCCACUUUCUCAUGUCGCAAUUCUCAUGUGUGGUCGGGUACUGUUCUCUCGCUUUACACCCAAAAAUAGCAGGUGUAACCCUCACCCCCCAACCUCUCUCUUUCCACCUCUUCCACUUGGUAUUGCACCCUGUGACUUACAGUGUGUGUGUGGGGGAGCGGGGGGGAGGCGCGGAGGGGGAGGAUGGGCUGAGCGCAUAGGAGACGAGAGAGAUUAUCCGAUUAUCCGAUACUAUGCACUCGUCAAAGAUUCCCUGCGCCCAACAAGGUGGGAGAAGGGGGAGGUUGGUACAAAGAAAAAGAGAAGGCGGAGGGGAAAUGUCUCAUUGUUUUCCAAAAAAAUCUAAAUAUAUAUGUGUAUAUAUAUAGAUAUAUGACAGCGGUGGCUAAUUACCUAUUUGGUUGGCCAACAGAAUAAAUGUUUCUCGAUUGAAUAUUUCUUGAAUCCAUGGCAUAAAUUCUGUGCUAUUUUGUUAUUACUACGAUUGUUUUGUUGGCUGACCAAAACGGUUGGUCACCACCGAUGGAUGAGAUGAGAAGGAGUGAAGAGAGGAGGUUGUGUGUGUGUGUGUGUGUGUACGUGUGUGUACAGAACGGUUUCAACGUUUACAUUGAUUAUGCACUAAAAUAGAAGCGUGUGUUUUGACAAACGCACGCGCCCCUGUGUAUAUAUAGAGCGGAUUAUCUAUGUGUGGUAGCAAUUAUUUGUCCGCAGUUGCUGACUCCGAUCGAUUUCUUAAGUGUUUGAAUAAUAAAGGAGAAUGUUAUUGUUCUUUA
Molecule: messenger RNA, 4413 nt
Organism: Callorhinchus milii (elephant shark)
Lineage: Eukaryota; Metazoa; Chordata; Chondrichthyes; Chimaeriformes; Callorhinchidae
Product: PHD finger protein 20
Exons: 19
Coding region: 258-3470 (1070 amino acids)
Biological process (GO): regulation of transcription by RNA polymerase II
Cellular component (GO): NSL complex; MLL1 complex
Source: RefSeq, a predicted model, not a curated record